AAACUUUUAUUAACAAUAACUAAAAUACAUUUUUCCGACUAUCUGAUUACGCAUAUUUUGAGCAUCCAAGACUUUUCUACUGUUGGAGGUAAUCGUUGAGUAAUAUUUGUUACCGCCACGUGCGCUAGCUUCAUACUAAGCGGCACGAUCUUCCUCGCAAGUUCCAACCAGCUUCAAGUUGGAUUUCAAGGGCGUCUCCUCCUGUCUGGGGGCUCUGGGAACGUCCCCUGCCCCCUCGGUCCACGCCUCUGCCGAGGACAUCUCCCAUCAGCAGUUCAACAUCUUCCCGGCCAUCUUCAGCAGGCAACUAAACUUCAACGCUUGUCCGCAGUCGAAAACCAUGAUGGACGAAUUGAGGCCCAACUUGGUCGGAGUAGGGAAUCUCUUGGGAGUUGGGGGACUGUUGGACGAGCACCAUGGGCAUCUGGGAAGCAGUGCUAAUAAUGUGGAGAAGACUAUCAGUUCGAGGAAGUGCAACAGUACGAGCGGGUCGUCUGCGGAGGACUUCAGCGCUAUAUAUGGGGGAUUGCCUCAUUCACACGAACACCACGGGCAUACACCUGCACACACACCUCCAUCGGCGGGGCGGUCCAUUACGGAUCAUAAUGACGGAGCCUUUAAGAAGCUCAAACCUGAACCCCAAACGACUCCAAGUGGAACCAGCCUGGGAACGGUCUCGCCGAGCAGCGGGCCGCAGCACGCAGGCCAUACUCCUACCACCGCCUCCUGUCCUACACCUGCCCGACGGAGGCAUCGCACGACCUUCACGCAGGAACAACUAGCAGAACUAGAGGCGGCAUUCGCCAAGAGCCACUAUCCCGAUAUUUACUGUAGGGAAGAGUUGGCUAGGAGUACAAAGUUAAACGAAGCUAGAAUACAGGUAUGGUUCCAGAACCGAAGAGCCAAAUACCGAAAGCAGGAGAAGCAGCUCCAGAAGGCGCUGGCCCCCAGCGUGUUGCCGGGAUGCAACGGCGCCAUGAUGCGGAACAUCUACCCGGGGGCGGCGAGAGGGUAUCAGCCCUAUCCACAUCCCACGGCCAUCAACAGAUACCCCCAGAUGGGCACUACAUCGUACCCAGGAAUGGCGCAAUCGUUCUCAAUGUCCCAUGGUACAAAUAUGAGUACGGUAGCUGGAAUGAGGCAGGACGCAAUGAGUAUGAGCGCUGAAGACGAAUGGUACAACAAAAGCCUAUCAGCCCUGCGGAUGAACUCCACCCAUCAUCCCAACCUAGCUGCACCCAUGUUGCAGUAUCAGACGUAAUAGAUAAAUUUUUCGGACAAGCUAUUUAAGCAGUGAACGUUCCAUGGUUUUGUACAACGUAUUUUAGUUAAUAUUUCUUUGUACAAAUUACGAAUAUGGGGAGAAAAUAACUGUUUGGUUCCAUUCCUGUUUGCAAUGGAAUUCCACUUAACUAUUCAUAUUGAGCCAUGUUUUAAAAU
Messenger RNA from Diabrotica virgifera virgifera (western corn rootworm), 1440 nucleotides. RefSeq names its product homeobox protein unc-42. The coding region runs from base 341 to 1261 and encodes 306 amino acids. The transcript is spliced from 5 exons. The record is from RefSeq and is a predicted model, not a curated record. Gene Ontology annotation, biological process: regulation of transcription by RNA polymerase II. Lineage: Eukaryota; Metazoa; Arthropoda; Insecta; Coleoptera; Chrysomelidae. Gene Ontology annotation, molecular function: RNA polymerase II transcription regulatory region sequence-specific DNA binding; DNA-binding transcription factor activity, RNA polymerase II-specific.